Lethenteron reissneri (Far Eastern brook lamprey) is the source of this 2695-nucleotide messenger RNA. Its product is annotated as mesoderm induction early response protein 2-like. Gene Ontology annotation, molecular function: histone deacetylase binding; transcription corepressor activity. Gene Ontology annotation, biological process: negative regulation of transcription by RNA polymerase II. NCBI's taxonomy places the organism in Eukaryota, Metazoa, Chordata, Hyperoartia, Petromyzontiformes, Petromyzontidae. Gene Ontology annotation, cellular component: nucleoplasm. The record is from RefSeq and is a predicted model, not a curated record.
AGGGGGUCACCAACAUGGCGGAGGGCUCAAAUGGGAUCGCCAGCUCGGGCGGUGGAGGCGGCAUUGGCGGAGGCGGUGCCGCCGUAGCUCCGGCCGGCGUGGGCUGGGAGGACCGGGACUUCGAGGUGACGGCCGAGAUGAUGCUGCACGACGUGGACAACGAGAGGACGCUGGACGAGGAGGAGGCGCUCGAGGGCGACACGGACUUCACGUCCGAGAUCAACGACCUGGAGAAGGAGGGGGAGAUGCCGCUGGACCAGCUGCUGGUUCUCUACGGCUACGGCAGCACCGUCCCCGUGGCCAACGCGGCGGGUAACGGCACGGACGCGCACGAGGAGGAGGGGGAGGGGGAGGAGGAGGGGGAGGAGGCGGAAGAGCGGGAAGAGGAGGAGGGACCGACGCAGCAGCAGCAACCGUCGGAGAAACCUGACGGAAAGGCGGGCAUUGAGGCGGGGCCCAGCGUCGAUGGGGAGGAGCCAGAGCAGGAAGAGGCGGAGCCCCGGCAGGAAGCUGACGGCGUGGGGGAGAAGGCGGAGGAGGAGGAUGCGGCGGCGGUGGCGGCGGCUCGGGCCGGGGAGGAGGGCGAGGAGAUGGAGGAGGAGGGCGAGGAGACCGAGUCGUCCGCCGACGACCUCGUGCCCCUUGCCGGUUCUGCCGAGCGGCCGGACCUCCUGACGCGGACGCUGCGCUCGCGAGCUCUGCUGGGUGAGGGAGACAAGGGCAGCUCCGAGUCGGAGGACGACGAGGACUACAUGCCGUCCGACGACUGGAAGAAAGAGAUCAUGGUGGGCUCCAUGUACCAGGCCGAGGUGCCCACGGGGAUUUGCCGCUACCAGGACGGCGAGAAGGCGUACGAGGGCGAGGACCAGCUGCUGUGGAGGCCGUGCCCGCUGCUGCUCGACGGCGAGCUGGAGGGAUUCCUGCGCGAGGCCGCCAGGCCCGGCGGGGAGGGGGACGAUCACGGGGGUGGGGGAGAAGGGGGGGGAGGAGGAGGGGGCGGGGGAGAGGGGGGAGGGGGAGAGGGGGGAGGGCCCGGGGGGGGAGUCGGGGGAGGGGGCGGCGGGGGCCUCCACGCCAUCCCUGAGGGCAACCACGUGCGCGAUCGCGAGCAGGCUCUGUACGAGCUCAUGAGGAGCAACUACGAAGCGCGCCGAGCACUCGCCAAGAUGCGCUCCAACGACCGCGCCGUCAAAGAGGAGACGGGCUGGAGCGAGGAGGAGUGCCGCGACUUUGAGAACGGCCUGCGUCUGUACGGCAAGGACUUCUUCCAGAUACAGCUCAACAAGGUUCGCUCGCGCAGCGUGGGCGAGUGCGUGGCCUUCUACUACAUGUGGAAGAAGUCGGAGCGCCACGACUUCUUUGCCAGGCAGCACCGGCUGAGCAAGAAGAAGUACAGCCUGCACCCCGGCGUCACGGACUACAUGGACCGUCUGCUGGACGAGUGCGAGGGGGCCACGUGCCUGCCGUCGCCGGGGCCGCUCACGCUGACGCUGCGCACGGACGCGCUGUCGGGCCCCUACGCCUUCCCCUCGCUCGUCAUCAAGGCCGAGCGGCAGCCGUCGCCACCGCGGGGUGCGGCCGCCCCUCCCGACGCAGAGGGGCCCCCGCGGGUGCACGCACGCCUCGCGCCGCCCCCAACGUCGCCGCCACUGCCGCCGCCGUUGUCGACGUCGCCGCGAGCCCUCGGCCCAGCACCCGCAGCGCCACACAACGGCACCAACGCGCACGCCGGACCGGACGAGGAGACGCCGCUGUCACCGCCGCCGCCCCGCGCCGUCGUCGCCGCCGCCGCCACCACGACCACCGCCUACACCAACGGCGUCGCCGCGAACCACAGGACCGGCAACGGCACCGCAGCUACCGGCGCGGCAGCGCGCGGCCGCGACGCCUCCACCGCAUCAUUGCCCAUGGCCGCCACCGCCGCCGUCGAGAGCGCCGACGAACCUUCCGGCGUCGCCUCGACGGAGGACGUCAAGGUGGAGGCGGAUGCGGUGACGGCGGAGCGGGGAGAGGAGGAGGAGGAGGCGAUGGAGGAGGGCGAUGAGGAGGAGGAGGAGAUGGAGAAGGGGGCGGACGACGAGACGGCCGCUCGCUCGCCCGGCGACGGUGAGAUGCCCGCGGUGAAGCCCGCCGACGGGGAGCCGUCACCGGGUUUGGCGACGGACGCGCGGCGGGAGGGGGGUGGCGAUGACGGGACGGCGCCGGCACGGACCGUAACGUCGUCAACGUCGUCGACAAGUUCGACGACGACGUCGCCGCCGUCCGUCGUUCCGUCAGAGUCUGUCUCCACGACGACGACUUGAUCCCCUCAGAGCGAGAGAGGAUGGGGGAGGCUGGGGGGGGGGAGCGAGGGAAGGGGGCAGCUUCCGUGUCGCCGUGUCUACGACCAGCGCCGUCGUCGCGGCUACGACCGCCGUUGUUGUGGUUACGACCGCCGCCGUCGGCCCGGUUACGUGAGAACAGGAGGGCCUUGCCGUCGACGGCAAGCGAAACCGACGGGAAGCCGUGGCGAGGAACGAUGGGCAAGGGAAACGGGGAAAACGAAAAACUCCGCGGGGGAAAAUGAAUCUCGAGAAAAUACUUGAAGCCCUUCUCCGCCCCAGGAACCCGCGUGUGUGAGAUUCGAUUUUCCUAUAUAUAUAUUUUUUUGCUCCUCCGUUGGUUCAAAGAUUUUGUCCGGAAGUCGCGCCGCGGG